UCGCAUGGCUCGGACGUGCCAGUUCGUUCCUGUUCGUUCCUCUCUCGCGUCUCCGCGCGCCGCUCUCACCAGUGCGCCAACUUUAAAAUGUUCCUCUCGCGAAACCAGUUACCAGUGAUUGAUAAAGCAAGUGACUGAUGAAGUUGCGGAAUAAUAAAACAUAAAUAGUUAUAAGCAAACUUUGGAUUUGUCCCGUAUUGGUGAUUAUGCGAUGUGAUUAAUAGUUCUGAUGGUGUUGGGCGAUGUUUGCGCGCGGGCGCUGCAGAAGGCGGCGCUACUGGUGUGCCUGCUGCUGGGCGCACUGGCGCCGCAGCGGCUGGAGCCGUGCGCCAACAGCCCGCUGUGCUCCUGCCGCGCCGCGCACAUGUCCUGCAUCGCCGUGCCGCUGCACAGGUUCCCAGAAUGGCCGCGAAUAGAACUGCAACAUUUGGACAUAAGUAUGUCAAAUCUGGAAGUGUUACCUGAAAGUGCAUUGGACGGUUUACGAUUACAAACUUUAGUUUUAGUAGCUAACAAAUUGCACCACAUCGAAUUACAUGCAUUUAGCUCUAUGGCUGGUACUCUAGCCUCGCUAGACCUCAGUUACAACGAAUUUACUGAAAUACCGCAGCAAGGCUUGAAAGAUUUAAAAGUUUUAAACUGGUUAAAUCUGCAGAACAAUAACAUAGCGCAUGUUGGAGCUGAAGUUAGAUGGCAUCACCUGGAAGAAACGCUGACUAGUUUGUCGUUGAGCAACAACCAAAUCACUCACCUGAAGGCGCAAGCCCUGACGACCCUGUACCACCUGUCGCAACUAGACCUGGACGGCAACCAUCUCCGCACCAUCAGUCCUGAAUCCCUACCAGCCUCCAUCACAAUCCUAAAGCUAUCAAACAACUUCUUACACGAAGUCUCGUGCGACUUACUUUUUAAUCUUCCCAGAUUACAGUCCGUACAUUUGCGGCAUAAUUUUAUUACUUUCAACAUUAAUUCCACUUGUUCGAGCAACAGAAACAAAAAGAUUGAAAAGUUAGACGUAAGUAAUAAUAAAAUUAAUGACUCCUCAGAUAUUCCAGUGCUGAGAGAAAUUCAAAUUAGACAAAUUAUAUUAGAUCUUAACGAACUUACUGUUAUACCGAGACUAGUGUAUACCAAUAACAGAAUUGAGAAAUUGUCUGUUUCAUACAACAAAUUGAGUUCAAUUUAUCGGGACGUAUUUUUGUCGUUGAGAAACUCACUGGAGCAUCUGGAAGUGGAGCACAACAAAUUGUCUCACUUGCCGGACAGCCUGGCCCAGGUCGCGCGGCUCCGCCAUUUAUCGCUGGCUUACAACCAGCUGGAGGAGUCCCCUCCCCUCCCCAGCCGGAUUCAGACGCUCUCACUCGCCGGCAACUUUUUAACUUCAAUACCCACUGCACUUCAAACGCUGGAACCCGGCUCCAUUCGUUAUCUCGACUUAAGCUACAACAGGAUAUCUAAUUUGUUACCCAACGAAUUCCUAUACUGGACCACUUCUCUCGGUACCAUCAAUUUGAGGGGUAACAGGAUUGCGCAGAUUUAUAAGAAUGUUUUUCCGGCAACAAUGCCAGUAAAGGAGAUUAAUCUGAGCUUUAACGACCUGUACUAUGUGCAUCCACAAUCUUUUUCCAACGUAACUAGCUCCUUGCAAGUAUUAGAGUCGUCUUCGACUCUUUUCAGCGGUUAUUUUCCGUUUGAAGUGGACGAAGGUCUGGAAAAUCUUAACGUUUUAUCGUUUGAUAAUAACGAUUUUCAUAUCCUUCGGUUAUCGGAUAUUUCUACAUUUCCGUAUCUAAAAUAUCUGAACUUAGAUUACAAUAGGAUCGUAGAUAUUGUUGUAGACGACGAUUAUCAAAACAUUUCAUUACCUUUGAGUAAUAUUAGAAUAGCGUACAACUUUUUGAGUUCGCUGCACAGUCGCACGUUCGCGUAUAUGCCGGACUUAAGGAACUUGGAUUUAUCUUAUAACCGCAUCAAUAACUUAACUAAGCACAGUUUCACAAACUUACCAAACUUGAGAUAUUUAUCUCUUGCGGGUAACAUAAUCGAUUCGAUGGAAGCUGAGACCUUUGCUAAUUUACCGAAAUUGGAAAUAUUGGAACUCCAAGGCAACAACUUCACUUAUUUAUCAGUAAAUUCGUUUUAUAACGUUUCACAUCCAGAUAUAACGUUUACUUUGAACGUUAGCCGAAAUCACAUUAAAUAUAUCGACGGAGACUCCACGAUAUCCAUUAACAUAUUUGACGGUUCGUAUAACGAAUUCCAAGAUGUGCCAAACAAUUUCUUUAUGAACAUAGAAUCUUCAAUACGACAAAUUAUAUUAUCUCAUAAUAAGAUCACCCAUAUUAACAGUGAAGCAUUCGGAGAGUCGAUGUAUUUGGAAAUUCUAGAUUUACACAAGAAUAAUAUUAAUAGUAUUAAAAGAAAAUCUUUUUCUGAUCUUAUAUCUGUGCAAAUAUUGGAUCUCUCGUUUAAUAUAAUUUCUCAGAUGUCCGUAGAGCAAUUUUGUAAUUUAAAUAAAUUAAGAUAUUUAAAGUUAGAUCAUAAUAAUAUACGGUUACUUCCAAGAGAUGUGUUUAAAAACACUAUAAUAGAGCAUUUAGAUUUGAGUCACAACGAGAUAUCGCUGUUCCCCGUCACGGCGCUGUCCCAGAUCGGCUUCACGCUGCGGUACCUCGACCUGUCUCGCAACAGGAUCGAGUACUUAGAUAGCAACAUAUUCCGGAACACGCAAUUCCUAUUAAAUUUAAAUUUAGGCCACAAUUUGCUAACUGUAUUAUCUGAUAACACGUUCUCGAGCCUCGGAGGGCUGCGCGAACUGGACCUGGGGUUCAACUCUAUAAAAGCAAACUUUAAGGAACUGUUUCACAACCUCCCCAACUUGAGGCAUUUGAAUCUUGCAAAUGUAAGUUUAAAGUCAGUGCCUUAUCUACCUUUGACAAACUUAACUAGUCUCAAUCUAACUUCAAAUUACAUAAACAGUUUUAAAGAGACUGAUGUUAAACGAUUAGGGAACCUUCGCAGUUUAGAUCUAAGUCAUAAUCGUCUUACCUCUCUAGUGCCAAAGAUGUGGAUACAUUUAACCAAUUUGAACGUACUCGAUGUAUCAUUCAACCCUAUAGUGAGAAUCACGCCAAAUAGCUUCAAGUGGUUGAAUAAUUUGUCUCAUUUGAAUUUAAAUGGACUUAAAUACUUAGACAUAGUUGACCAAGAUUCCUUCCGUCCCCUAAUAUCUUUGAGAUCGUUGCAUCUCCAGUCGUGGUCCACCAUAAACCACUCCACAUUCCGCAUUUGUAACAUCACCUCGUCCCUGCCAUCCCUGUACAAGUUAGUGAUACACUGGACGGAUAAUGUCAUGGACACGCAGCUCCAUGGGGUCGACGCGAGAAACAUCCGCUACUUAGAAAUAAGAGGCGCGAACCUGAAGCGAAUAAAUGAUGAGGCAUUCGAAUCAUUUGCCAGCAGCCAAGAAAUAUUCAUCAAGAUAACUGCUACAUCUCUGACGAAACUACCGACGGAGUUUAUGAAACAUUUAGGGCAGAUUCCGCAAUUGGGCGUCGACUUAAGUUAUAAUCAACUCACGACACUUAAUCCUGCCAUCUUCUAUCCAAAUUUCACGAGCUGGAGUCACGUAGCAACUAAAUUACUAUCGGGUGGUCUAAUACUGACUGGCAACCCUCUCCGCUGCGAGUGCGAGCUAGCUUGGCUCGGGGCUUGGCUCCGUCGAUGGCUACAAGAGAACGAGGCGGGGACGGAGCUCCGUCGGGCCGUCCGCAGCGCCACCUGCAAAGACCAAAAUGGCCGCCACGUGCCGUUACUUCAGCUGCGCGCCGACGAGGCAGAAUGCCACGCCAGCGCUCUCUCCAGCGACGCCCAACCAAACUACACCGACGUAGUUUACACAGUCGUCAUAGCUCUCUGGACCCUCAUCCUUAGAUGAUACCACGAUAACCAUUGCUACACUUUAGAUAACUUGUAAAUAUGUUUCAAUCACAAGGUCUAUAGUAAAAUUACUUAAUUGGACGGACUGUAGUUGAAAACAAUUUUAUACACGGUACAACUGGAAUAUUAUGUAGGUAAUGUCGGCGUGUAUAGGUAGUGUAAUUAAUAAGAGUUCAUCUAAUGCAUGGAAUUCUCUAAGGAACGUGUUUUCUAAUAAGGUGUGUGUAAAUGUAAAUUAAUCACGUUUUGUUUUAUUAAAGUCAAUUAAUAGU
Ostrinia furnacalis (Asian corn borer) is the source of this 4211-nucleotide messenger RNA. RefSeq names its product chaoptin. The transcript has 6 exons. Gene Ontology annotation, cellular component: plasma membrane. The record is from RefSeq and is a predicted model, not a curated record. NCBI's taxonomy places the organism in Eukaryota, Metazoa, Arthropoda, Insecta, Lepidoptera, Crambidae. The coding region runs from base 230 to 3937 and encodes 1235 amino acids. Gene Ontology annotation, molecular function: protein binding.